This is a messenger RNA of Tachyglossus aculeatus (Australian echidna), 792 nucleotides long. RefSeq names its product peptidylprolyl isomerase B (gene PPIB). Lineage: Eukaryota; Metazoa; Chordata; Mammalia; Monotremata; Tachyglossidae. Gene Ontology annotation, molecular function: peptidyl-prolyl cis-trans isomerase activity. The transcript is spliced from 5 exons. The record is from RefSeq and is a predicted model, not a curated record. Gene Ontology annotation, biological process: protein folding; protein peptidyl-prolyl isomerization. Gene Ontology annotation, cellular component: intracellular membrane-bounded organelle. Bases 13 to 651 code for a protein of 212 amino acids.
CGGGAGCGGAGGAUGAAGAAGGCGGCGGCGGCGGCGGUGAUGGUGUCGGGCUCCCUGCUGCUCCUGCUCCUCCUGCUGCUGCCCGGGCCCUCCGCCGCCGACGACAAGAAGAAGGGACCCAAAGUCACCGCCAAGGUGUACUUCGACUUGAGGAUUGGGGAUGAAGAUGCGGGCCGCGUGGUCAUCGGCCUGUUCGGGAAGACGGUGCCAAAGACGGUGGACAACUUCGUGGCGUUGGCCACCGGAGAGAAAGGGUUUGGCUUCAAGGACAGCAAGUUCCACCGAGUGAUCAAGGACUUCAUGAUCCAGGGAGGAGACUUCACGAGGGGUGACGGCACCGGAGGCAAGAGCAUCUACGGGGACCGCUUCCCCGAUGAGAACUUCAAGCUGAAGCAUUACGGGCCCGGCUGGGUGAGCAUGGCCAACGCGGGCAAGGACACCAACGGCUCCCAGUUCUUCAUCACCACCGUCAAGACGUCCUGGUUGGACGGCAAGCACGUUGUGUUCGGCAAAGUCCUGGAGGGCAUGGACGUGGUGCGGAAGGUAGAGAGCACCAAGACGGACGGGCGCGACAAGCCGCUGAAGGACGUGACCAUCACGGACUGUGGCAAGAUCGAGGUGGAGAAGCCCUUUGCCAUCGCCAAGGAGUGAGGGCCCCCGUCCCCCUGUGCCCUCGGCACAGCCCCAGGUGCUGGAAAUGUCUGUCUCUCUCCCCCUCCCUCACAUUCCACAGCCCCUCAGGCCCAAUUUUGUAAAGAAACCCAUACGCCAAUAAAGAGGAGGGUGUUUUUA